Molecule: messenger RNA, 2005 nt
Organism: Ceutorhynchus assimilis (cabbage seed weevil)
Lineage: Eukaryota; Metazoa; Arthropoda; Insecta; Coleoptera; Curculionidae
Source: the annotation of a GenBank genome assembly
AAGAAAAGCAAACCCAAAGACGUCGCUGUGUCUGGCCUAGCCUGCCUGGCGACAGCUUGUCUGGCGUGAUCACAGCCGCGUUGCCACUUAUUAAAAUUCCUUUGUCGAUUUUGAUGUUAAUUUGUUGUUUCAAUGUUUUAAUUCUUAAUAAGGGUUAUUUUUUAUUGUUUUAAAUUAGGUUUUUGUAAAAAUUAAGGUAGAUUAGGAUUUAUUUAAGGGUUUAAUUGAAAGUAGGCGAAUGUUGGUUGUGUUUGGCAACAGCGCAGCCAAACUUGUUUUACAAACGGAUGUCGUACCACCCAACGUGAUCGUCGAGUAAAGAGAGACGGUCCGAUCGAGGCGCCGCUGCGUCUACGUGCAUCAGACAGAGAGGGUGCCGGUGGGCAUUUCCUCCACAUAACAUUCAGCUUUUACAGUUUUAGUCAGGUUGGCGAGAGGGGGAAUUCUUCGAACAUCGCGAUCGAAAAUGGUGGCUACGUAGCCCGCACAGUGCUGAAUCUCCAUCGUUUUUCUUAAGUUUUUCGCGUUCUAUUUUAAUUUAAUUAGUGCAAACCGAGGUGAAAAUGGCCCACGGACUUAGUAGCGUCAUAAAACGUGCCGCCGUGCAGUGCAAACCGGAAGGUAAAACGGGCGUGGGAUCUCGCAGGAUUUUUUCGCCACAAUUCAAAUUGCAAGUGCUCGACUCGUAUCGUAACGAUACCGAUUGCAAAGGCAAUCAACGUGCUACAGCCAGGAAAUACGGUAUCCAUCGUAGACAAAUCCAGAAAUGGUUGCAAGUGGAAAAUACGUUGCGGAAUGGGGUAAGCGGAAAGCCACAACAAAUGGCCUUGAACGGCCACAGACAGCGAGACGACGAUCAACGGCACCGAAGCGCCAGCUUGGCUGCUAGUACUACCGAGGAGGCGCGCGUUCCUACUCUGGAGCCCCCUACCGGUUGGCGUCAACACCAUCAACAGGCGCCUACUACUUGUAUGGUACCUAUCGACCUGUCGCUUAAAAAACAACCACUUACCCCUACACCACCUCCAACUGCUACUGUUCAUUUGCAUUUGGAACCAUCCCCUAGUCCAGAAAAUAGACUAGGCCUGCACCCGGACGUUUGGGAUUUGUCCACUAAACCUGCAACCGAAAAAAGAAAACUAGAGCACGAUGACAACCCCAACAAAAAAGUCAAACUUUUCAAGCCAUACUUAUUAGAUGACAUCAAACAAGAACCAGACCAAAAAAGUCCUUCAUCGCCGCAAAUGUACUGUUGUCAACCUUCGCCCGAAAUCUACUUCAACAACAACAACAUUGAAUACCAUCCAGCUUAUACUCUACAUGAACUCCAACCAAAAACCUUCUACCCUUGCUACCCUUACUACACAAACGAAUAUCCUAAUUUAAGUCCCACUUAUCAUCCCUCUUACAGUCUCGAUUUUAAAUUCGAUUGUUAUUAUCAAGAUUCUUUGUGCAAGGGCAACCCUAGAGCAGUUUUGACCAAGUACAAUAACAUUUUAAGGAGCGAAAUCAAAUCAGAAAAAGACAUACAAAAUGUUAGGUAAAACAAAUAGUUGCCUUUUCAACUAUAUAUGGGUGCUAAAUCUUUUUUCAAAUUAUCAUUCAAAUAAAGUGUGCCUUUUUAGUCUUAAGAAUCAAUGUGCCAAAAAAGAAUAUUUACAAUUAGGCAGCUAUAAUUUACCUGAAUGCAAUACUUAAUUGGUUUUUUUUUUGUCCCUGAAAACCGUUCCUUAAUUAUUAAUAUUGCAAAUAUCUUCAUUUUGCCAUAGUUUUUUAGAUAUUAUUAACAAAUAAUCCAUUGCAAAAGGGAUUGUUUGCAAUUAAAACAUAUAUGUGAUUUAGGUUUAUUGUACAUAUUUAUUAUAUAAAUAAAUGAGAAAAUUAUGAAACUAAAAAUAUAUUUUUAAGAGAAAAAAAUACUGUUUUUUAAUAUAUAUUUGACUAAUAAAAAUUUGUAUAUAAAUAAAUAUUAAUCUGUAAAAUUAUUUAAAAAUGCAGCUCAACC